CCUUCAAUCCGACGCUCUGCUCUCUCCAACGUGCUUGACAAUCGCUUCCUCCUUCUCUUUAUAAAGCUACCCCACCCCUAUCGACGAGUGGCUACAUUCCAGCAGGAGGAUAAAAAUGGCGACAGUUGGAGGAAUUAGCGAUGUUGAUGAGGGGAAGCAGAACAGCCUGGAGAUUGAUAGUCUCGCUCGUUUUGCUGUCGAUGAGCACAACAAGAAACAGAAUACACUUCUGGAGUUUGGGAAGGUGCUGAAUGCGAAACAGCAGGUGGUUUCUGGGACUGUGUACUAUAUAACACUGGAGGUUACAGAUGGCGGGAAGAAGAAAGUUUAUGAAGCCAAGAUUUGGGAGAAGCCAUGGCUGAACUUCAAGGAGUUGCAGGAGUUCAAGCUCAUCGAUGAUGCCCCUUCAGGCUCUAGUGCUUAGCUAGGUAUCAAUUACAGAACACUGUUGCUCUGUUUUGAUUGCUGGUGUUGACUUAACUGUUAAUAAGAUUAGAAGGGUUGAGGAAUUGAAUGCGCAUUCCCAUUUGAUGCUGCCAUAAAGAGACUGUCUAGGAAUUAUGUGUUUCGUGCUGGAAUGCAUGUAGGAGAUUUCCUUCUAAAGUCUAAACAGGGCCCAACAAUCAUAACAUCCUUUUCCUAUAUGAGUAAAGAUGUUAAUGUAAGUAUCAAGUGUUCCUUCAUUAUUGGGGAAACAGUAUUUUUUACCCUCGAGCUA
Molecule: messenger RNA, 718 nt
Organism: Juglans regia (Persian walnut)
Lineage: Eukaryota; Viridiplantae; Streptophyta; Magnoliopsida; Fagales; Juglandaceae
Product: cysteine proteinase inhibitor A-like
Exons: 3
Coding region: 116-424 (102 amino acids)
Molecular function (GO): cysteine-type endopeptidase inhibitor activity
Source: RefSeq, a predicted model, not a curated record